Plenodomus lingam JN3 is the source of this 756-nucleotide messenger RNA. RefSeq lists its product as uncharacterized. The record is from RefSeq and is a predicted model, not a curated record. NCBI's taxonomy places the organism in Eukaryota, Fungi, Ascomycota, Dothideomycetes, Pleosporales, Leptosphaeriaceae.
AUGCAUUUCCUCCAAGCAUUGAUUGUUGCCUCGAGCGCCGCACUCAUCGCCGCCGCACCCGCACCAGAGCCCAUCAACAUUGGUCUCGACGAUGUCAUUCUUUACGGAAAAGGUCGUUACGCCAUCGUCAAGCGAUCCGAAGUCGACGAGAUCCAAAAGAUCCGAGAGUCCGGUGUCCUCCCACCCAAGCCCACCGAGCUGGAAGAGGGCAUGUUUGUCGUCGCCGGCGGAAAGAACAAGUCCGUUGAGGGGCAGGCCGUAGCGGCCGAAAAACGUGAUGGCGAAAGGCUCAUCAUCCCCAACCCCCACCAACGCUUCCUAGGCUGGGACGUCAUCAUGAGCAGCGUCACUAAGGGAGGCCCGGAGAAGACUAGGGUCACCGUCACCUCUGGCUACUCAAUCGCCAACUCACUCGCUGUCGGCAUGAGCAGCGAGGUCAAGCUCAUCCAGGAUUUCCUCUCCGUCACAACCAAGAUUGACUACACCCAAACCUGGACCUCGGACCAAACCCAGCAGUUCUCUGCAGAGGUGCCUGCUGGAAAGUAUGGUGCCUUUGUGAGCAAUGCGUGGACAGACCGCGAGAGCGGAAACGUCUGGAAGGGCAAGAUUGGUGAGGAGGGCUCGCUGACGCCUUACCAAGCCGACUCCUUCACCUCCAAGAGCUACGGCAACCUCAACUGGGUGGAUGGCAUGAUCACCCUGUGCGUGCAGGACAAGAUGCCAAUGCCGCGCUGCAUUGGAGAGGGAACUUUGUAG